Aaosphaeria arxii CBS 175.79 is the source of this 3368-nucleotide messenger RNA. RefSeq names its product ATP-dependent protease La. Gene Ontology annotation, biological process: protein targeting to peroxisome; protein catabolic process; protein quality control for misfolded or incompletely synthesized proteins. The record is from RefSeq and is a predicted model, not a curated record. Bases 468 to 3260 code for a protein of 930 amino acids. The transcript has 2 exons. NCBI's taxonomy places the organism in Eukaryota, Fungi, Ascomycota, Dothideomycetes, Pleosporales. Gene Ontology annotation, cellular component: peroxisomal matrix. Gene Ontology annotation, molecular function: ATP hydrolysis activity; serine-type endopeptidase activity; ATP-dependent peptidase activity.
CUGCCUCCUCUUUCGUGAUCAACUAUUACCUAGGUAAACUCACGACUCACAUAUCUACAUUGACUCUCCUCGCAUCUUCUGGAACCUUCAAACCCCCUCCCCCUCUCCCAUCUCUGUUUCAUCCAUAAGAACACACGUUAUCGUCCGCGUAAUUUCUUACAUCCUUCAUAUCACUUCCCAACCCUUAUCAAACAUCCCUCCCCCUCCCCAUCUUACUCCGACGUCCGGAAGGGCUAAGUGACUGGGGUACAGACCGACUGUGACGCCACCCCGGAUCCGCAUCCGCGCCUGCGUCCGCAUCUACAGCAACGACAACCAACCACUCGCCCUGUGUUGUACUCAAUAAUAAAACCCCAUUAAUCCCAUCUCUCUUCUCUUGUACAUCCAACUUUCCGUCAACCAGAAAUCCCAUCCCAUCCGCCCUGAGAUUACCGAGAAGGAUCGCGCAUACAUAAACACGCAAAACCAUGGGGAAGUCGCCUUCCAAGUCGUCCACCAAAGUCCUACCGCUCAUCCCCCUCGCGCCGCCGCUCGCCGUCCUCCCCGGCACGACCCUCAAGAUCCCCAUCAUCAACCGCGCCGACGUCGCUGCCAUACUCGCAAAGAUCUACUCCAUAAGUCCCACCGCGAAGCCCGAUGCCGCCAUCACAGUCGCCUGCGUGCCGCUCAACUCGCCGCAGGUCUCCCGCGACGGGAAACUGCUGAUCGAGGAGGGAAAGAAGGUCGAGAACGUCAACUUCGAGUCCGACCCCGUCGAGGCUACAAAGAAGGAUAUCUUUGGUUAUGGAUGUAUUGCUAAGGUUAGCGGGGUGCAAGGCAGGAAACACGGCGACUUGAGCUUGGUCGUCGAGGGACUCGAGAGAGUCAAGGUUAUCGACGUCGUGCAGGAGCGACCCUAUUUCGAGGGCGAAUUAAGCAGUGUAGAAGAAUUCAUCGAUGUCGCAAACGCCGAUGUCCUCGAUCAAUUCAACCUCCUCAAGCAGCUGUCACGCGAGCUGCUCGCCCUCGUGCGCCUCUCGUCCAUAUUACCUCGCGCACCCACAGUCUCGCUUUCACCGCUCGUAGCAAAGCGACUAGAACUCUAUAUCGGACGGAAGGAGCUUCCAGAGGCCGGAGCGCUCGCAGACUUCAUGGCGAACGUGAUCGAUUGCACACAUGAGGAGAAGCUUCGAGUACUCUCCGCAACGGAUGUUAAGGACCGAUUGGAUCGCGUCAUCGAGAUCCUCCAGAGGCAGAUCAGCAGCAUACAAGGGAGCACACGAAUGACGGUCACCACUACAUCGCUUCCAGGCGGAAGUUUCGACAUCAAUCAGCUCAGAAGGCUACAGCAGGAAGCCAUCAAGCGGAGAGGGGCUGCGACAGGGAACAAUACACCAGGUUUCCCUGGCGGGUUCCCCGGAGGGCAAGGUGCACAAGGCGGCGAAGAAGAAGCCAACGAGAUUGAUGAGCUGAAGAAGCGGUUGCAGGAUGCUAAAUUGUCUCGUGAAGCUGAUAAGGUGGCACAGAGGGAGCUCGCACGCCUGCAGAAGAUGAACCCGGCCCAGGCCGAGUACCAGGUCUGCCGGAACUACCUAGAGAACCUUGCUGAGAUCCCCUGGACCAAGACCACUCCGGAUCAGCUCGACGCGAAGACUCUUGUCAAGGCGAAGAAGCAGCUUGACGAUGACCACUACGGUCUAGACAAAAUCAAGAAGAGGUUGCUAGAGUACCUUGCGGUAUUGAAGCUCAAGGAGCAAGCCAAUCGCGAUAUCGACGAUCAAAUCAAAGCCAUCACUGGUGCAGAGAUACUUCCAGAAGAGAACGAGGAAAAGGAAGAAGCUGCCGAUGCCGAGGACAAGAAGGUAGUCAAGGAACCGUCAGAAGCGGAGCUUCGAUUGCUUGAGAAGAAGCGCAUGGUGGAUAAGUCGCCCAUUCUUCUGCUUGCCGGACCCCCAGGAACGGGCAAAACCUCGCUCGCCAAGUCAGUUGCCACUGCCCUGGGUCGCAAGUUUCACCGCAUCUCUCUGGGUGGUGUUCGCGACGAGGCCGAGAUCCGUGGUCACAGGAGGACAUAUGUUGCUGCCAUGCCUGGCCUCAUUGUCAACGGAUUGAAGAAGGUGGGCGUAUCCAAUCCUGUCUUCCUCCUCGAUGAGAUAGACAAGCUUGGUGUUUCCAACUACAACGGCGACCCCAGUGCUGCCAUGUUGGAAGUCUUGGAUCCUGAGCAGAACCAUACGUUCACGGACCACUACGUCAACAUCCCGAUUGAUCUGUCAAAGGUCCUCUUCAUCGCCACUGCAAACUCCCUCGAGACAAUUCCACCGCCACUCCUCGAUCGUAUGGAGACCAUUCAACUGUCAGGAUAUACAACGAUCGAGAAGCGACACAUUGCUUCGCGACAUCUCAUCCCCAAGCAAAUCACCACCAACGGGCUCCAUGCCGACAACCUCGAGAUCCCCACGGAUGUUCUCGACAAGAUCAUUACAUCCUAUACCCGCGAGUCUGGCGUACGUAACCUCGAACGCGAAAUUGGCUCCGUGUGCCGUAGCAAAGCCGUCGAGUACGCAACAGCAAAGGACUCGGAAACGCUGGGCCAAUACAAUCCCAUCGUCUCACUGACCGACCUGGACGCCAUGCUCGGCAUCGAGAGGUUCACCGAGGAACUCGCUGAACAGUACUCACGACCCGGUGUCAUAACAGGCCUCGUGGCCUACUCGACCGGUGGACAAGGCUCCAUCCUCUUCAUCGAGAUCGCAGACAUGCCAGGCUCCGGCCGAGUCCAACUCACCGGCAAACUCGGCGACGUCCUGAAAGAAAGCGUCGAAGUGGCCCUCACAUGGGUGAAAGCCCACGCCUUCGAGCUCGGCAUCAGCAGCUCGGAAGACGAAGACAUCAUGAAGAACCGCAGCAUCCACGUGCACUGCCCGAGCGGCGCGAUCCCCAAGGACGGCCCCUCGGCCGGCAUCGCCCACACCAUCGCCCUCAUCUCCCUCUUCAGCGGCAAGCCCGUUCCCCCGACCCUCGCCAUGACCGGCGAGGUCUCCCUCCGCGGCCGCAUCCUCCCCGUCGGCGGCAUCAAAGAGAAGCUCAUCGGUGCCCUGCGCGCCGGCGUCGAGCGCGUACUCCUCCCCGAGGGAAACCGCAAGGACGCCCGCGACCUCCCCGAGGAAGUCCUCUCCGGCCUCAACAUCGAGUUCGUGGGACACAUCUGGGAGGCGCUCGCCAAGGUGUGGCCAGAGCGGUGGGAGAAGAUGAACGGGUGGGUCGAGCCGAGACUGUAGGUUUAUGUGGAAGGGGAAUGGGCUGGCGUAUGGGCAUAGUAGUUGUUAGCUAGUUAGCAUGCAUUGGAGGUAUUUUGUAUAUAGUUCUGAAUCGAUUUUUUUGGGAUC